AUGAUGGAUCCAACGUGGGAAUCGCGAUUUCCACCGACGGUAUCCAAGGCAUGUAGCCGUUGCCAUGCAAGGAAAGUCAAGGUUCCACGAUGCUCAACUUGCCACAAGCAAAAUGAGCAGUGCAAUAUUACUGACCGUGUGACUUACACGUACGCUGCUGUCAAAAGCCUUCAAGACCGAAUCAUUGAGCUUCAGGCCAGACUCGACGGUGUUUCUGAAGCCACAGCAAGCCAGACUGGUCCGAUAGCUGGACCUGGCCAGUUCGAUGAUGUUCGCAAAGAGGCCGAGGAGAUUGGUGUUCUUGCAAUUGGGAGGCCGAGCGGCUACUCAGAGAGAAUAUACAUGGGCAGUGCCACUGGCUCGACCUUUGCUCGCAUUUUCUUCAAGCAGAUUAACCUGUCGGGAUCGUCAUCAGGCUCGCACUAUGGUCGCCAAGAAUCUUCCAGUCACGAUCACGAACUCGUCCGAAACAACGCUGCACUCCCGCCGCAGCCAGUCGCAAGAUUUCUCCUGACAACAUACAUUAGUCGCAUACAUCCAUGGUGGCCGUUCAUAUCUCUUCCCUUCUUGAGGUGUAGUCUUGCAAGAAUCUACGAGGAUCCAGCCAGAUGCACAUUGUAUCAAAAGUUUCUGGUUCUCAUGGUGCUAGCCCUCGCUUCAGCAACUUGCACAGAAGCCCAGGAGUACCGACGGAUGAUGGACUUGAACAGCCCAACAGACUACUUCCAGACAGGCCUACAAUUCUUUUUGAACAUACACGAUCACCCGAGAGAUCUGCAAGGCCUUCACUCCGUGCUCUUGCUGUGCUUAUGGAUGUUAGGAUCAAACGUUAGAAAUCACGGCGAUGACGUUUGGCAGAUGAGGCGAUAUACCAUGUCAACAGCCAUAGAGAUGGGCCUUCACCGACGUUCCGUCACACCGGGCGACCUAAGUUCUGAUGACCGGGAGAUCCGGAACCGGACGUGGUGGUGUGUCUACGCACUGGAAAGACAGGUAGCGGUCAUAACAGGCAGGGUGCUCUCGGUCAGAGAGCAUGCUAUAGAUGCACCCAAGCCAUCCGCCAGUACUCUCGACGAGCUCACAGAUCAAGAGGGUCGUGCGGCGCCCUCGUUCCAGAAACUCAAUGUGAAGCUUUUCAAUCAUCUGAUGAAACUACGUCAGAUCGGCGGGCGUGUCCUUGAAUCCAUCUACAUCGCCAGAGGUCCUGAUGGGCGAGCAUCAAGAACCACAUUUCAGGAAAUAUGCAACGAAGUUGAGAAAAUCCAGCAAGAAUUAGAGAGCUGGAAACGAGACUUGGAAGUCCUAGACUUCAAAGGAACGCGCGAGUACUCCGAGAUGAAGAUUGAAUAUGGACUUCUCCUGCUACUCAUGUAUCGACCAUCACCCACUUUCAUGAUUCCUUCCAAAGAAAUGGCUGAGAUAUGCUCUCGGGCCGUGUCUGGAACUGUUCAGCAGUGGCAGAAGCUGGACUUUCAGUAUGGAAUCACUGCCGUUUGCCGCUGCAUACGGCAAGUGCAUUCGAUCCUCAUGGUAGGGCUGACAGGCUUGUACUGUGACUGGCACGUGAAAGCGAUGAACCAAAGUCCAGAAUCCCCUCUUCUCUACUCCCAUGGAAGCAAUGUGGCAUUAUGCAUGGAUCUCAUCGAACGCGGAACUGCUCGGAUGAAAGAAGAAGGCCUGCUGAAGUAUCGCGAUCUUCUCCAGGCAGCAAGAAUCAAAGUAUAUGGCCCAAGGACGUGGGAGCCGCCAACUACUCAAACCGAACCUACAGAUGCUUCGCCAGUAGCUCCUGUGAACGCGUCAAGUGCACUUGGUCUUCUUGGUGCAGACAACACGCAGUCCAAUAUGUUCUUCCAAGGCGAUGGGUUGGAAACGUACAUGAACCAAGUCACGGGGUAUUUCGACAACGCUCAACUGGGUUUAGAUGAGGGUCUCACUGCUUGGUUUGAUACUUUCAUGGACGAGUUCCAGUCCAACAGAAUAGGGAACUUUGGCGCACAGAGCAUCGCCAGCAUCAUGUCCGAAUCUCAGCCAAAGCCUCAACCGGCCACAAGCCACACGGCUGUCCUGAACUCCAGAAAUGCUUCUAUAUUGGUCGGCAUACGCGACGGCGUCACCGGCGAAUUCCGUCUAGUCCCCAGAGAGCAAGCAACAGUCUCGGUCUUUGACUCCAACUUUCUCAUAGGCGAUGGAAUCUGGGAAGGCAUUCGUGCUGUAAGAGGCCGAGUCCAAUUCGCCAAGGAGCACAUUAAUCGGCUCUUCCAGUCUGCAAAGGCAAUGUACAUGGACUUGGGCCUGACAAAAGGAGACCUCCUGUCACUUCUUCACCAGACCUUGGACGCAAACGACAUGGGAAACGAGCCUCACGUCCACAUACGUCUGGUCGUCAGCAGAGGCCUAAAAUCAACACCCUACCAGAACCCGCACGUCAACAUCGGCCUGCCGCUCAUCGUCAUCAUCCCCGAGAUCAAGGCCGUAGAUCCGACAGCCAAGUCGCGCGGCCUGCGCCUGGGAACGACCUGGGUUCGGCGCGGCCCGCCCGACGUCAAGGACGAGCAGUGGAACCACAUCUCCAAGGCGACGGACGUGCAGGCGUGCGUGCACGCCAACUUUAUGGGCGUCGACGAAGCGCUCAUGCUGGACCUCAACGGCUUCGUCAAGACGUGCAACUCGGUAAACUUCUUCAUCGUCCGCGGCGACGAGGUGUGGGCACCGACAAAGGAUAAUCAGAUGAUGGGUAUCACGCGGCAAAAGACCAUUGAUGUCUGUCGGGCAGCGGGCAUCACGGUGCGGGAGCUCGAUUUUGCGCUGACGGAGGUGUACGGGGCCGACGAGGCUUUCUGUACGGGGACGUUCCCGUCGCAGAUUCAUGUUACGGAGGUUGAUGGGCGGGUGAUUGGAGACGGGAAGAGGGGGGCUUUGACGGACGUGAUUCAAAAGCUGUAUGCGGCUGAGGUAGAGCGGGAUACUGCGAGGUCGAGGGAAGUGAUUCUGGCCGAACUUGAGCAGGCUCGGGAUCUGAGUGUUCUUGAUAAACUAAAGUCAAAGCUUUGA
Molecule: messenger RNA, 3054 nt
Organism: Colletotrichum lupini
Lineage: Eukaryota; Fungi; Ascomycota; Sordariomycetes; Glomerellales; Glomerellaceae
Product: aminotransferase class IV
Exons: 7
Coding region: 1-3054 (1017 amino acids)
Biological process (GO): DNA-templated transcription; positive regulation of transcription by RNA polymerase II
Molecular function (GO): zinc ion binding; catalytic activity; DNA-binding transcription factor activity, RNA polymerase II-specific
Source: RefSeq, a predicted model, not a curated record